Molecule: messenger RNA, 2742 nt
Organism: Anthonomus grandis grandis
Lineage: Eukaryota; Metazoa; Arthropoda; Insecta; Coleoptera; Curculionidae
Product: tetratricopeptide repeat protein 39B-like
Exons: 9
Coding region: 156-1973 (605 amino acids)
Molecular function (GO): protein binding
Source: RefSeq, a predicted model, not a curated record
GACGGUCAAAUAAGCGAUCAAGCUAUCGCAUCGGCUGCAAAAUUUAAGCGAAGCCUCGUAGUAGUACGCGCUCGAUAUUCUCUAUAAUAGCAUUAUUUUCACCCGCGACUUAAUGAUAAUAUAAAGUAACGAUAAAGUAGACAAACACAUUGAAAAUGACGUCAACUUUGACGCUUCCUGUGACCGUGACCAAGAUCAUGGAACACCCUGUUGAAGAUAAAUAUGACUGUGAGAAUGACAUUGAUGAAGAAAAUGAGGAUGAUUCUGAGGAGUUUGAAGAUGCUUGCGACUUCACUGAACCAGUCGACCUCGAAGAUAUGACCUUAGACCGGGCCCUGGAGGAAUCCAAAAAAGCCAUUUUCUAUUUUUUCAAUAACCAAUUCAUGGAAGCCAAACAGCUUAUGACUCCAUAUGCAAAUGUAUCAAUGUAUCAUUCAUUAGGCCACGCCAUAUUUCUUUUUCUCGAAGCAAUAUUAACAAUAGAACCAGCAGCUAUAAGACAAGCAUCGAAAGCAUUAAAGCAUGCUUUAGUGGUAUGUAACCGGUUCAGAAAAAAGAACACCAUUGGUGAAUCCUUAGGAAAAAUGGUAAAGAAAAGUCACUAUGAUCAGUUUAAUGAAAUGGAGGCUCAUGCUGAACUCUGCUAUGCUGAAUGCUUGCUUCUGAAGUCGAUGCUUACUUUUAUGGAGGAUGAGACUUUAAGUAGUUUUAUUAAGGCUGGGAUCAAGAUUAGGUCCUGUUUUAAUUCUUACAAAGAAUGUCAACAAAUCCUUAGCAAGAGAAUUUGGGAAAACGAACAAACAAAACUGCAUUUUGAAAGUGGAGUCAAGAUGGGCAUUGGCACCUUUAACCUUAUGAUAUCAAUGCUUCCUUCCAAGAUAAUUAAAUUAUUAGAAUUUAUUGGUUUCCAAGGAAAUAAGGAGCAAGGCUUAACAGAUUUGACUGAAGGCUACCAGUUAAAUGGUAUAAGACAGAUCCUCUGCACUAUGACACUUCUAGGAUAUAAUUUGAUAGUAAUGCAUGUUUUAAGUCACAAGGAAGGAGACAUCCUGAUUUGCGAAGAUAUCUUAGACAGGCAGUUAAAGAAGCACCCUGAUGGUGUUUGGUUUCUAUUUUUCCAAGGCAGGCUGGAGUUUAUGAAGGGAAACCUGGAUGAAAGCAUUAAAUUUUACACGAGAUCAUGGAAAUCUCAAGAUCUAUGGCCACAGUUUCACCACGUUUGCUUUUGGGAGCUUUUGUGGGUGCACUGCCUUAAAUGUGAAUGGAGGGAAGCCUUGAAGUUUAGCAGCAUCUUAAACGAAGAAAGCAGGUGGUCCAAGUGUCUUUAUACUUACCAGAAAGCAGUUAUAAUGAUUAUGCUGAUAAAUGAGUUAACCUUUGAGGAAAAGAUGGAGUUGGAAAAUCUAAUGAGAGACGUUCCAAAGUACAAACAAAGAAUAGCAGGCAAAUCUCUUCCAAUGGAAAAGUUUGCCAUAAAAAAAUCUGAACGCUACUUCAGCCAAAAGAAGAAGCUAAUCCUGCCGGUUCUAGAACUGAUGUUCAUGUGGAACCUUCUUAAGAUAAUGAAGAAUUACUCAGUUGCUUCUGAAAUUAUGAAGCUAAUCGACGAAGCAGAGGCGGACGUUGAAUCAAACAUGAAACCUACAAAAUAUGAUUAUGACAAUAAAGCUCUGGUUUAUUUGCUGAAAGGGGCUUGUCUAAGGCAUAUGGGAGCCCCAAAUCAGGCUAUUGAUUAUUUUGAAAAGGUUAUUAGUAUGCAAAAGAACAUUGUCGAAGAUAACUAUUUAGUUCCUUAUUCUAUUGUUGAAUUAGCCUUAGUUGAAUGGUCGCUGGGGAAUAAAGAAAAAGCUGUGUUAGCCUUGGAAGAUGCCAAAAAAAACUACACGAGCUACUCUUGCGAGUCCAGAUUGCAUUUUAGGAUUCACACGGCAAUGACCGAGUUUAAAGCCGAAUUCAAAAAAUCAAAACGUUAAAAAAGCUUAAUCUUUGCUUGAUAGCAGGUUAUUUUUACUUCUUAACUAAAGUGUUAGGCCGAUUUUUAAUAGGCUUGCGUAGAUAGGCUGCUAUUGCCAGUUACACUGGUUUUGUUUGUAGUAUACGGUUUGUUUUGUAAAUAUAACGUAUUUCUAGUCAAGUGACGGUUAAUUAUUAAUAAAGUUUACACAAAAACAUUUUUUAAAAAUUAUUGUCAGUUUUUUAGGUAUUGACAUAAUUUUUAAUAUUCACUAUUAAAGAACUUAACACGUUUUAAAAUGACCUUCAAUAUAAGUUUCUUGGUCUCUUUGAUAUAUCAAAAUGCAUUUUACGUGAAAUAUAUUGAAAUAUUAUAUAAUCUUAAAAAUCUACUUGUUGCUGGGAUUGUGCAGUGUUAUUUUUAGAUUGUUCGUUAUAAAGCACGCAUUCCAUUUUUAAACUUGGACCAACAAAGCACAUUUUUAGAUUAUGUAGGUAUACAUACGUAAAGUAGAGUUAUUACAAUAAAAUCACUUUAUAUAGAGUGGCAAAUUAAAAAUUAAACAACAUCAAAAAUAAUUUUUGCUACCCUUAUUGUAACGUAAAAACGAAUAUUGACGAUAUUUCGCCUUUUAGAAUAAGUAGAAAAUAUAUUAUGUCAAUAUGUAUAAUUUUUAUAUGUUUUUAUUUAUAUGGCUGUGUCAGUAUACAGUUUUCCAGGGUAGAUAAGUAAAUAUGUCGUUAAGUUUAAUUUUCUUAUUUUGCUAAUAAUAAAUAUGUAGAAAGUUA